Polychytrium aggregatum is the source of this 1614-nucleotide messenger RNA. Its product is annotated as kinase-like domain-containing protein. Lineage: Eukaryota; Fungi; Chytridiomycota; Chytridiomycetes; Polychytriales. The transcript is spliced from 4 exons. The record is from RefSeq and is a predicted model, not a curated record. Gene Ontology annotation, molecular function: ATP binding; protein kinase activity. The coding region runs from base 1 to 1614 and encodes 537 amino acids. Gene Ontology annotation, biological process: protein phosphorylation.
AUGCCUGUUCUUGAAAUCGCCAUUGUCGUCAGCGGCAUCGCUGCCCUGGUCCACCAUUCCGGUGGCUCCUUCCAAGGCCUCGUCCAAGCCGCCAAGGCCCUCUUCACCGCCGUCCAGCAGGUUCAGUCCCUCCACAAGGUCCAGCGGGUCUUCAAAUCGGACAAGAUCCGCCGCCAAAUCGAGCAGUACUGCCAUGAGCUCGAGUCCCUCUGGCAAAAUGUCGUUCUGGCACUCGCCAUCGACAGCAACAACCGGCUCAACGAAGCCGAGCUCAGGCAUGCCCUGAGGCAAGACGAAGACUUGGCCGAGACACAGAUCAACGAGCUUGUUGCGAUGAUGCAGCAGAACCACAGUCUCGUCAUGCAGAGACUUGACAUUCUUGUCAGCGGCCAGCAAGACUGGCAGCAGCGCCAGGCAGUCACCGCCCUUCAGAAACUCCGGGACGACAGCUCCACCAAUGCCGUCCUGAAAGACAGGACGAUCGUUCCCCUCCUAGAAUCACUGCAAGAUGCAUCCCCUGUCGCCAAAUCCGUCCAAGUAGAAGACUGGCGAAUCUUCCCCGAAUCUAUCACCAACUGGUCCGCCAAGCCCAUCUGCUCUGGUGGCUUCGGUGAUGUCUACACUGCCACAUACUUUGGAACCCGUGUUGCCGUGAAGCAACUCAGGUGCAGCUGCCUCGAACAAGAGAUUGGCGAGUUUCGAAGAGAGAUUCGGGUAUGGCAUCAACUGAGCCACAACCACAUCCUGCCCCUCCGCGGCGCCUGCGACACUGUAGAGAAGCUCUUCAUGGUCUCGCCCUUCAUGGAAAACAGCACCCUCAAAUCCAAGAGCAUCAUCCAUGCAGAUCUCAAAUCGUUGAAUGUGCUCAUUGGACCAAGCUUUGAAGCUCUGAUUUGUGAUUUUGGGCUUGCCCGCACCAAGAGUGCCACAUCAUCUUCGACCGCCCGCGACCCAGCCCUGUAUAUUGGGGGAACCUUGAUGUACAAGGCACCCGAGAUGCUAUCCUUCAAAAAGCCAAAGGGUGCCUCCGCCGCCACCGAUGUCUACGCCUUUGGAAUUCUCUGCUGCGAGGCCCUCAUGGACUGUCUCCCCAUAUUCUUGGCCGCCGACGGAGACGUGAUGGCUCCCGAUGUGGUCGUGGUCGCAGUCUUACAAGGAUUCCGCCCUGCCAUUCCUGAGGGGACCCCUGAAGCAGCAUGCACAACUAUUGGGGACUGCUGGCACCAGGAUCCAGCCAAACGCCCGCCCUUUGAUGAGGUGUUCAGUCGACUGGCCGUCCUCAAACCAACAGUCGAUCUUGAUCGGCAGGUCACGCCGAAUGAACACAGGUACACCCCCCUGCCCUUGGAGCCCCAACACGACUCUGGAUUUGCAAGCCGUGCAUCGUCCAAUAUCCUCACUGAGGGUGUCCGCCGUCUCGAAUUGGAAACCUCCCUCGAGAACCCAGGUGACGGAAUGGAAGAAGACCCCAACUGGCAGGCAGCCCUUCGCGGCCAUGCGUGGGCGCAAUUGGAGAUCGGGAAUGCCUACGCUGCAGGCAGCCGUGCCAGCCAGAACUGGUCCAUGGCAUACAGAUGGAUGGAACUUGUUUCAGGCGCCAAGUUCAACGAGUAG